AUGGUGGACGUGACGGAACUCUGCGAAGAUGGCUACAGAUUGGCAAUACAGGCUGUAGAUUUAGACAAAAUGGGCAGUGGAGGUGCAGCUGCUUUUUUCUACAUUGAAGCUGCCGAAGCUCUCAUCAAAGCAUUGUCAUAUGAUCCCAGUUUAGAGGUGAGAGAUAAAGCUUCGCAGUAUGUCAGGCGAGCCGAGGAGCUCCGAGCGCUGGAAGAAGGUAAACUUCACAUAACUUAGCUUCGAUCUUAUGUCGUUGGAAUAUUUAUAUACGUCUUCAUUGUGGGUGGGACGUUGCUGGUAGAUAUAAUGAAAUUAGGUCAAAAUGUCAAUUUAUCUGUAUUCUUGAAGAACAAAAUUAUUUGUUGUUACUUUUUUAAAUACUCUAAAUGUACUUCCGGGAUUUCCUAGGAACUUUUUAGCCAAAAUUGUCAAAAGCAUAUCAAGAAAGUAUUAUAGUGAUUACGAUAUUUCUAUAUUCCGGUUAAUACCGUAUACGCUCUAAAUUAGAGAAUCGUAGAGACAUUUUAAAUAUGGUUGAAUGAAGAUCAGCUUUACGAACCAUCAAUUUUACAACAAUCUACAACUUAUUAGUUAUCAUACAUGUACAACGCACAUGUAGUUCACGAGAUUAGUUAGUUUGUAACAGAUAUCAGACAGAAUAUCAAAAACUAUAUGUAGUGAAUGUUUUAUUAAAUUUAGUCUUUUUCAACUAUGUUUCCUCAGGUUCAUCUCACGCACCUACUUCUUUCAAGACUUCACAACAGGCAAUGAAAUAAUUUUUGAUCAACUGAUUUAUCAUUUCAUUGUUCAAGUAGCCUUUCCAUGUCUUCUAAUAACCUUAAGGAAGAUGAGAGGUAUUUGAAAUAAUAUUCAUUCAUUAUGUGUGUAGAAUGGUGUGGAGAGAGCAGAAUUUCUGCUGAAGCAAGCACUACAUGAAGAUGAAAGAGGCAGACAAAUUGAUGCUUUACCUCUCUACACUGAUGCAGCCGAUCUUUGCAUCAAAACUGUGAGUUGGUAUUCUGUUAAGACUGAAUUAGCUUUUUAUUGCUAGCACUUACUGUUUUCACUGUUGCCACAAGUAUUAUAAUUUCUAUUAGCUUAUUUACAAUGUAAUUAAGCUAAUUGGUGAUGACCUUUUUUUCUGAAGACAUUAAGCUUUUUUCCAUAGCCUUUUUGGCAGGGGUGCUUUGCAAAAUCUUUGCUUUACUUAAUAAGCUUUUCUGUCUUGCAGUGAUUCCUGUAACUUCUGUCUUCCUGUCCGAUAUAUACAAAUGAAUACCCAUUGUUCUUCAAUCAUGGCCUGGAUCUUUUGAACUUUCACUAUGUGUUAAAUACUGAUUUCGUUCUUCAUGUAUCUUCUGUUCUUUUUACGCCACUCAUGUAACAAACAGACAGGGCUUCCUUCUUCUUCUUCAUCCUGUUGAGUGAUGAGGAGAUAUAUACAUGUAUCUCUGUCAUAUGAAAAAAAAAUUGGUUACAGACCUAAGGUUGUUCAAAUGAAGGUUCAGAUCAACUGUCAGUUGAUUAUCUGACAUUAUCUGAUCAUUUAACCCUUAAACUCCAGCGAGUGACCAAGACAGAAUUUCUCCUUUCUACAUCUAUACAAUAUCAUGCAGACAAGUGAUGAGAAUAAAGAAAAAUAUCAAUUAUGGGAGUGAUAAUUGAUCCAAUACCAAAUUCUCCAAACUAACAUAAUGAGAAUCAUUUGACAGACAUUAAGGAGAAUUACUAAUGAGAUCUUGGGAGUUAAAGGGUUAAGCACAAUGCCCAUCAUGUAGUACAUCCUUUAAAUUCUUGUUUUAUGUACAAUAUAAUUUGCAUUAUGUAUUAUUGCCUUUUCAUUUGUAGAGCAGCAGUCUACCAGAUAGUGAUAAUUUAAAGAAAAAACUCCAUGGUCUUGCCAAGCAAGCAAUAGAGAGGUAAAUGGUUUCAGAUUUGGCAAAUUACAAGCAAGAUAAAGAUAUUGAUAUCUAGUGACUAGCAUCUAAUUUCUCCUUACAAUAUCACCACUGAAUCAUGCAUUAAUGUCAUGAGAACAAAGGAAAUGAUCAACAACUAAAGAAAAUUCUUGAUUGUUAAACAAAUUCUCUUUUUCAGCACCUUGUAAAUGUAAAGAGAUCAGUAUGGAGAAUAUGAAUGCUGAUGUUAGGGUGUGAAGGGUUAAUUUUCAUUGAACUUUAAAAUCUCUCCUACAUUACAUGUAUAUAUUGUACUUGCACAUAAAAUAGUUUUUGAUAUUUUUAUGUGGUAAUGGCCAACCAAUGUACAACCCUCAUUCUUUAGUCUUUCAAUCCGGAUGGUGAAGUUUGACAAGGGAUGAAUUGUGCAGAUUCUCCAGAAUACGUUGGGUAUAUAAAGUAUACUAAAGAAAUUGCACAGACUUUUAAUCCUCUAUUCUCAGAGCUGAGGCAAUUAAGGCAACAUUAAGUACUAAGCCAGGAGGCACUGGGUCAGAUUCAACAACAAUCACUAGGGGUGUGAAGGACCUUUCCUUAAUGUCGUCUGGAGAAUCAACCCCUGGGACAAGCACUGGGGACAAGAGACCUCAUCUCACAGUCAAGGAAUUGGAAGUUUUAAAGUAAGACAUCUUUGUUGCAUCUUUAUUUUUCACCCUUUUUUAUUGCUAUUUUGAGUGAAGAUGAGAUGCAACAAUAUUACCUGCAUUUGUAUAUGUUGUGGUGCAACAUUUUCAUGGUUUGAUGUCUUUCGUAUGAGUUUCCUUUUUCUUUUUCUAACCUUACAGAACAUAAAAAAAAUAGAAAAUCAAAAUAAACUGGCUUGCAAUGUUCAAAAAGAGGAAUUUUGUUACAGAAUUUUUAACUGGACAGAUACAUUUGUCUAUAACUUUUACUAUGAAAAUUCAAGGAGUUUGUUUCCUUGGUUCAAGCUUAAUGCAUGAAUAAAAUGUUCUUCUGAAAUUGAGAAGCAUUGAGAGAUAUUACAUGUAACUAGAGUUUAUUUCUACAAUCUACCUGAAGUUAAAAAUGUUCAAAUGAUCUUACUUGAGGAUUUAAUAUUUGAAUAUAAUAUUUAUAUUAAGAACUUUAUGCCUUUAAUUUUUCUUUUACCAAUAUAUACUGUAUGCAUUCAUUUGGAGUACAGGUAUGCCCGUAUCGCAAACUGGAAAACUUUGACUGUCAGCAUCAUACACAGUGUAGCAAUGUAAAUUUUGAGUGAGAAUGUGUUUAUACUUUUCUCAGGAGAACUUCUUAUAUAAAUGGUAAGCUGUACCCUCCCUGGCUGGAUAUUGACCUGAAAGAAAGAUUUGCUUAUCCUGACUGUUAUAGGUAAUGUGUACACAUUGUCAAUUUUGAUACAGUAAAUAAUAUGACAAGAGGUUUUUAGUUGUAUACUAUUAGCUAUGGAAGAUGUGGUAACCUAAUGUUUAGACCUUUAAUCCAAAUUAAAACAUUGUCUCUUGUCUUGGAGAUCACAGUGAUGGCCUAACAGUUGAUCUACUGGUGCCAGUUGUUCAAAGGCUGAUUAGUGCUGACCGAGGUUAAAUUUGAAUCCAGGUUUUACUACUGUUCAAAAGCCUCUAUUGAGACAAACUUUCCUUUCCUUUUUAAAGCAUGCCAUUAUCAGAUUGAAGACAGAAAGAAUUACACUGGAUUUUCUUCAAAAACUUUCAAAUUUGAAAUCAGGUCUAACACAAACCCUUGGUUAGUCCAGGCCCAGCUUUGAACAACCUGGCCCUGGACUCUGGGUUUACAACUAGACUGGGUCAUUGUCUUGCAUUCUUGGGCAAGGUGCUUAACUCUCAUGCUGGUGGGAGGGGCUGUGAUCUCAUCCAUGCGGGGAGAAGUAAGACACUGAUUAGCUCCAGCUGGAUGGGCUACUUGCCUAGAGUGGAGACAUUUCUCAAUUGAGAGGUGCAAGUGUAAGCUUUGGCUUUGGUUAUGUGUUCAUCUUGAGCAAGACGCUUUGCUCUUAGAAGUAGUCUCUUUUCUCAGAAGUAUGAACAGGUACUGGCAAACCGUUAGAGAAAGUUGGCAAAUUUCAGGGCUGGAGGAGACUUAUAAUGGCUAAGCAUGCUGUCAGGGAGGGGGUGGGGGGGUAAAAGUGUUCCUUGUCCUUUUGUACUUCAGAGAUUCAAGAAAGCUCCAGCAGUAGGAGCCUUCAACAUUUCUUCCACCAAUGGUCAUUUUACCGUUGUCCAUGCAGGGGGGGGGGGGGUUUAAACCUUGCCUCUCUAGGGGGAGAAAUUUGAAUAAGAAGUGCUAAGUCUUUCUAGCAGAAUGUAGGUGUGUUAUUUCUUAAUAUGGAGGUAUUUAAAGAUAAAAGGUUCACUUUUGUGAGUGAAUAGCUCAGAAGAAAAGGUAUAAAUAAGGUGUAGGUUUUAAAGCUCGGAGUAGAAAGUUAUGGUUGCUAAUUUUGAUGUUGGCCCUAGGGGUGGGAAUUUGAACAAACAAUCUUUUAAAGUUCAAGUGUGGGAUGGGAAGGGGGGUUGCCCAUGGGUGGUGUUGAAGCUUUGAAUCAAUGAACACAUAUCUACUCACAUUCUCACAUUUUAAUAAUGUAUCUUAACAUUUGUUACUGUAGUGAUAAAGAUGGUCAGCUUGCCCUGUCACAGAAACAGAAAGCUCGCUUUACUAAAUGGUUAAGGUAUGUCCAAUAUAUCAACAUUACAUAUCACUUAAAUUCAUAUCUUCUGAAUAGAUACUUGUCCGAAGUAGAGCUAAAUUUCCAAACAUGAAAUCAGCAUUAACAUGCUUAACAUUUCCCAUAUCACUUCGUUAUCGUGACUGUAACUUUAAAUUCUUUGUCAGGCCAACAGAGUUGUGUGAAAACCCAGAAAUGAUUUAUGCUAUAUCAAGCUUCAGUAUCAAACAGGUAAAUUAUUAUGAAUACUGAGAAAAAAAAACGCUGUAAAAUCAUCUGAAACGCAAAUCUUAAUCUUAGAUUUUAAAAGGUCAUACAUUCCCAACAAUUUAACGCCAAAUUACGUCAAACAACAGUUCAAGCUCGAAUAUUUUCAAAGUCGCCAUUUGACCACCUAAAAUCAUGAAGUGGUCGCCAGAAAUAAAACUUAAGACUGAUUACACACAGAAAUGGACGACACAUAGUCUUCCCACCAAUGAAUGGAAACUAUGACGAAUUAAAGAAAACAAACAAAAAAAAUAAAACAAAACAUUUGUCCAACGUUUGAACAUGGUCUUUACUAAAUUGAAAAAAAAAAAAAAAAUAUUUAUCUUCCACCACAAAAAUUAUUGAACGCAAUAAUCUAUACCACAGCGAGAGGAAAUGAUGCUUACUGUCCGCUUGGAGAGCAUGGAUGCCGUGGUAGUGAGAGUGUUCGCCUCCCACCACUGUGGCCCGGGGUGGAUUCCCGGACCUGACGUCACAUGGGGGGUCCUCCGGGUUUGCUCCUUCCGCAUCAAUAAACAUUCUAAAUUUCAUUUUUACGUGGAAACAGUGGACAAGAAGAGCCACCUCGUGUAAUGUCCACCACUAAAAAAUUCCCAUUCUCAUUCUCAAUCCCAGAAUUCCCAUUACGCCGCUGGUGACUAACGCUAAUCGAGAAUUUUGUUAUGUUUUUGAUUAACCCUCAAAGUCUCAAUAAUUAUUCAAACGUAUUGUAAGCAAAAAGUUCUUUCCUUCUCUUUUCUCAGACCAUUGUGUCAGAUUGCUCUUUUCUGGCCUCGCUGGCGAUCAGUGCUGCUUACGAGAGAAACUUUAAAAAGACUCUUAUUACAAGGUAGUACUGUAAUUUUAGAGUAUCAUAGUCUGUAAUACAGGUUACUUUUUAGCCCUUUAUCUCAUUUUUAGCCCUUUAUCCUUACAAUAUCAAUACAACAUUAAGCAGACAAAAGAUGAGAAUGAAGACAAAUAUUACUUGGGGUAUUAUCAGUUGAUCCAAUACCAAAUUCUCCGAACUAACAUCAUAAAAAUUUUCUGGCAGACAGUAAGGAGAUUUUCCAGUAAGUUCUUGGGAAUGAAAAGAUUACGGAAGGCGAGAUAGCGUUACAAACUUGUUAUAUAUGGUUUAGGUUCAUAGAACAGACCAUAGUGGACGGAGAGAAGAUGAGACGAGAUAAUUCCAUUUUUUUUUAGAUAAAAUUCAAUUCUCUCUCAAGCUUUUCUUUCUUGCUCGCCAUAAGUAUUGCUCCAUAACAUAAAAUCGUAAAGACAAAGCAGUCUUAAGUGCGUCUUCCAUUUUGUUUUUGGCACGUUUGGGCGAUAUAUGAUUUAAAUCAGUAAGGCGGCCUCAAUGAAUCACUACUUAGUGAAUUGAAAUUAAUGAUACGCCCAUUUUUAAAAUAGUGCAGCCCGAUGAGAAGGCUCAAGAAAGAACUUAACUCGAUUGACUGGAGAGCCGGCGCUUAUGCUACGAAAUUUCUUACUAGAACCGUGUGCUAGUGAUUUUUAGUCUCCUUGCGGGUCUCAGACUGGUUUUUUUUCAUUUUGAGUUCACUUUACAAACCACGGGACAAGGGCAUAUCUCUUAUGCUUAUAUACAGCAAUUUUAUGAAGAGCAACCGAGGUAUUCUUAUUUUCUCUCUGUCCAAAAUUCUCGCGCCUCCCUCUCAACCAAUCAGAUACGAAAGUAAAUCACAUAACCAGGUGAAGACUCUCGUUUCCCGCGCUUGAAGCAUGUCUAGUGUACUUUACUACGUUCUCCUUGGCUCCCUGUGUGAUCUACCUUCGUUUUGAUUGGCUGUUAUGAUAGCUUUUGUUUUACUUUCACGAUGUUCAAUCGAAAAGCAUUUGAGUGGAAACAUUAUUUAAUAUACUGAGGUUACAAUUACAAGGAAAAUUAUGAUAGAAUUUUUGCAGGUGUCUUGCGUUUUCUCACGUUAAUUGAACUGGGUGUCUGUAUUCUUGUUCCAAAUAGUAUCAUUUACCCACAAAAUCGCGCGGGAAAACCAGUUAUUAAUCCAUCUGGAAAAUACAUGAUUAAGCUGCGAAUCAAUGGAGUUUCAAGAAAGGUAAACUUACGGUGUAUGUAUUUAGCCAUCUUUGACAAUCCACGCAUUAUUUUUUCAUUUUUAAUUACUUGCAAAAAUUCAGUGUUCUGUUCACUGUUUGAAGGCCAUUGGCUUUCGUUAACGUAUUGUUGCAGAUCAUGGUAUAAGAUUUGUACCUUAAAAAAAGUUGUUACUUUUCUCGUCUCUACCGUGAGAAAAAUAGAAAAGUCUGAUUGCCACACUAGGAAUCGAACCCCACACUGUCCUUUUCCCCGGUCUGAUGCUAUACCAUUGAAAGUUGUUCGCAAGGUUCAUAGGUGACAACAUUCCUACAUACCACUGGAUGAGUAUAGACGAAAGCAAUGUGUUCAUAGAUAGAAUAUAACAGAUGAUGAAUUUUAAAUUCUGAGGUCUCUUUAGCUCAAUAGUAGAGUAUGGAACCCUAAAAUCCAACGGUGUGUGGUUGGUUUUCCGUGGGUAUGACAUAUUUUUCCGUUUUACGCUCGUGACAAAACAAAUAACGCCCUUCCUCAUUCAAUGACUAAGUUCGUAAACUUUUCAUCUUUAAUUUUUAAGUUUUAAUUUCUUAACUUCUUUUCCCAGGUGAUUAUUGAUGAUACCCUUCCUGUUGGAAGAGAUGGAGAACUGCUCUGCUCCUACUCCAACAAUCGCAAUGAAAUGUGGGUCAGUCUUAUUGAAAAGGCUUAUUUAAAGGUAGGUCACUUCCCGUUCAAAAGUUAACUUCUACUGUGUAGUUGACGUUUUCUUUGUUUACUUCACAUUUUCUUAUCUCUACGGGAAAAUCUCAGCUUCCCACCCAUCCUGUGGUAACACAUCUUUUAUUGGACUUUUGAUAACCGGACUCGCACAUGUAUGUCCUCAUGGAGGGGGUAAGGGGGGAGACUUUGCCUGUUGAAGAUGAUUUGCAUGAUCCGUGAGUUUGAUGAUUUGUUUGUAUUUAAUGUUUUGUUUUGGACAGGUGAUGGGAGGAUACGAUUUCCCCGGGUCCAACUCCGUAAGUAAAUUCGCAGUAAUAUACAAAGUGCUCAGUGGUCAAUACGCUGGACUCCAAGUCGAGAGGUCCUGGCUCGAUUCUCGACCGGUCAUUCUGUUGUGUUGUUAGACAAGUCACUCCACUCUUGCAGUGUCCUCCUGGAAUAUAAUUAUUCAAUAGUUCCGAGUUUAGAAAGCUAAGUGGUCAAAUGUACCGCGGGCAUGCCAGCGUCACGGCUUUGUCCAGUAGUCCAGUGGUCAGUGUAAAGGGCUCCGAGUCGGACGACCCGGGUUCUAGUCCCGGCCGAGGAAAGGCGUUGUGCCCUUGAGACGUGCGGGAAAAAAAUGCGAGCUCCGCUUUUAGGCUUGGCUAAAUCUCUAUAUUAUGUCUUAUGUGUGUUAGCAGACUCACAGUGUGAUUCGCUUGUGGUCUAAAGCGUCUCGUAAGGAAGUAGACUCAGAGUAGGAAUGUAGACUUUGAGUUUGAUCUUCCAAUGAAGUACAGAGAGAGGAAUUUUUUGCUGAAGUUUUGAUAAGUUUUCUAUUUUGUUUCAGAGCAUUGACCUACACGCUCUUACAGGCUGGAUUCCCGAGAGAAUGUCGAUAAAACGAAACAAUCCAACGUUUAAUGAGAGUAUGCAUUUCGAUCGUCUCUUGAAUGGAGUGAGAAGUGGUAAGACUUUUCCUUAUAUUUGUUUGUACAAACCCUUGUAUGGGUAAAAUGCAGGAAACAGUGACCGCUUUUUUUCUGAUUUUUAGUGUCAAAUGUCCAUUACAUUGUAGUGCUGGCACAGAAUUGGAGAGGACUUGGAAUGAAUGACAGAAAAGACAAUUGCAAAAAAAGGCAUUUUAGGCUACAUCUGACUGAUCAAUUGUUAUCAAUCAAGUUUAAAAUUUUCGACCCGAAUCGACUCAAUUAAUUUUUAUCUCAAUUUUCGAAAGUGUCGUUUGCGCAGAUGGGAAAUCGUCUUCUUUAAGCCCGUCUGCUUGUGGCCACGAGUCUCCCAUCUGGAGAUCAUCGCACUUUAAAUCGUGAAACCGUGAGAAAAAACCCUAAAUUAUUACCUCAAAUCCUCAAAGAAGAUAUCUUCGUCAAAACUGUGUCAUGCUGACUCAAACUCGUCCUAACUGUCACCAGAUUAGUGUUUCAAUGUUAAAUACUGGAAAGAUGUAAAAGAUUGAACAUGGCUGCGGGUUUUUACAUCUGACGCAAUGGAAAAAAUGUAACCAACCAUAUCAUUCAUUUGUGUCCCAGGGGACUGUCUCGUCACGGUCGCAACAGGCCCAAUGAGCGAAAGCGAGGCUGACCGAGCGGGACUUGUGCCCACUCAUGCCUAUGCAUUGUUAGACAUCAGGAAAGUCAAGGUAUGCCUGCACUCCCUUUUUUUUGUUGUUACCUCGGAAUUCCCACGCGUUGUAGGAUGUACAGCAUGUUGGUCUCUCUUUAAACUUCUCAUGCAAUACACUGAAAAGCAUUGUCAUGAAAAAUUGCAAGGGACGAAGUUUGGUUUUGGAGAACUUGAGGAGGAAAUUAAGCGAGAAAAUUGUAAAAAUUUGAACGGGAAUUCUACUUUAGUGCUGGCGUGUCCUUUAGUGGGGCCUUGUUAGCAAGGUCUGUUGGAUAAGUAUGCAUUUACAGCGAAUGAUUUAUUUGUAAAGUGACUUACUUUUUCUUGAGCAGUGCUUGAAUAUCAAGUUUUAAUUUUUUCUUUUUUUAUAUGCAGGGACAUCGUCUUCUUCAACUCAAAAAUCCUUGGAGUCAUUUGAGAUGGAAAGUAUGCACCUCACCUUAUCAAUCUCAGUUAUUUGUUGAGUGUUUUUGUAAACAGAAUGUCGGGAAAAUUUCCACACCUGAUUGGCUGAGACAACGACAUCCCAACUUUGACUGUUGAGAUCAGACUUCGAUCGCUUUUUCUCCACUCAAUGCGCUUUGCAGGAAAAGGCUAGUGUAUCCUUUAUUUAAACAGUCUCAACAUUUCUUGAUUGUGAUUUUACAGGGAAAAUUCUCCGAAAUGGACUCGACUAGUUGGACGCCGGAACUUCAGAGAGCCUUGAACUACGACAGGAAAAGUGCUAUACAGAUUGACAAUGGUAAAAAUGUGGUGCAUUGUAUGUCAUGAAGCGUUCCUUUAUCCCCCCCCUUAAGAGCGUCAGGUUCGUCUCCCUACCCUUCCCUUCUCUGACUAAAACUCACAAACAAAUAUUAUUGUUAUUCGGUGUGGUUAGGUAGCAAUAUGGCUCAAGUAAACAUGUAUUUGGAUAGCCAGGGUUGGUAGCCGUUUUAGAACCACAAAAAAAAUGCAUACUAUAGACUGUAUUCAAUAAAUAGGGACGGCAAUCCAGGAGAGUUACCUUUGCUCUUAGUAGGUUUUACAUAUCCCCCCCGUGUGUCUUCCCACCCCUCGGGGGCUUAUUAGAGCACCCCUGUGUGUCUUUGUGUGCUUACCGGUUACAAGUGUUUUCCUCUAGAUAUAGAAUCAAGGGAUUUUUCUGUACACGAUUAUUCCAAAUUUCGAACAACCCCACCCAGAUCAGAUGUAUGUUGUAGUAUUUUUUCCCUUUCCUUAAAUGCUUCUCUGUUUCUCUCUCAUCAGGAGUAUUUUGGAUCAGCUGGGAAUGCGUUAUGCAGUUUUUCGACGUGAUCUACAUGAACUGGAACCCCAAACUCUUCAAAUAUCGCUUCUCUCUGCACUCGUAAGUGUCAUUGAGGCCUUUUGACUUCCUCCCUCAAGCUGCUACACAUUUCUUUGUAAAUUAGUUAUGAUAAUUUAUAUGUUAUAUCAAAUGCCCAAAUCCUAACAAAAACGUUUAUAAAUGCCUAAUCGUAAGAUUGAGCUAUACAUAUUCGUAAUCUAUGUGAUUGAAAUGUAAUGGCAGAAAACCAAUUAUGGUAUUUUAAAGUAACCAAGGAAAAACCAAAAUGAUACUACUAAAAAUAAGUAAUUUAGUAAUAAUAAAUGUGUGACAAAAUAAGACUUAAAAAAAAAAGUUAAAAAGGAAAAGAUAGAUUUAAGUGUUUUAAUUGUUGGUUUUGAGUCGGAUUUUUCCAUUUGAUAAACAUGACCUCGUUUACAUUCAUUUGAAAAACUAAGACGACAGAAUCAAUUCGUUUAAGACUCUACCGAGCAUGAGUUAUGACAAGCCUUGGAAGAUUGUAAGUACUUGUCAACACGUGAAGCCUUGUCCGACAGAUGGUGCUCAUUAUUGCGUGUACAAAUGUAGCGAGUGGUUUCACUAAUGUAACAGGCCUUACUGCCAGCACAUGCUGAAAUUAUAUGAAAAGGAAUUCUAGCUCGUGUUCUAAUCUUCAUGUAAAAUUUUUUAGAAAUGCUACUGACCCCAUCAUGAAUAUCGAGCGUCUGUGCUAACUGCUAGUUAACUCGUGUGAAAUAUAAGUAUGCGUGCAUGCGGCAUCUUUUAUUUGCUUUGAUUAGCAACAAAAAUAAUAACAAUACUUGUAAAGUGAUUUUAAGCGUAAAAAGUUGGACCAACAAGAAAGGUAUUGCUGAGAGGGAAAACUCUUAAUUUCCCUGAGAAAAUCUCUCAACGCCGAGAUAAUCAUAGGAACUGAGUAUCAACAAGAGACAGAAUUUAUCGUUCUGGCGGCUAUACAUGCUCUGGGCCAAAUUAAUCCUUGAUAAUGUAAAUGUGAUUUUUCUUUUUUCUCAGAAUUUUCACCAUAAUCUGACACACAAUGAACCAAAAAUCUAUAUAACUUGAACAUUUUUCAACCAGAAACAAAUUUGAACGUCGACGUACUUAAGUGAAAGGUUUCUCGAUAUCUUUUUAUUAGUAUUUUACUGCAUGCUUUUCAUUUAGGUACAGUUUCUUGAGCUGACGUUUCGAGCGUCAACCCUUCUUCAGAGCGAAACAGAAGGUAAUAUGCUAUGGUCGCCAUUGACACGGUUUGGUUAAUAAAUGUAAGAAAGGCUUAAUUAAUGGUAUUGUUUCGUCUCCUAGGACCUGGACAUCUGCUGAAGGACCCAAGAAAGACGUUUAUAAUAUCGGUAAGUUCUUUGACCUUCGAUCUCCGUGAUAUCAAGCUUUACGCCAAUUUAGCUUUCACCCACUUUGAGAGGCGUACGACUGAGCACAGACAAAUGUAUCAAAGAAGACUUUAUUUUAUUCAGAAAACUUCCAUUAAACAAUAGGUGGGCUUGCACCUUUUUUAAAUCCUUUAUGCUUGCCAUCCUCUUGACAGCAUUAUAACAAACUCCACGAAUUUUUUUUUCUUGUUUCGAGCCAAAUUGUCCAUUUGGCCUUUUUACUUUUGAGAGUGCCGGAUCGUCUGUUCGAAGUUUGAGAAUUUUCAACAUUUUUCUGUAUUGUCAGGGGUCGCCACUUUAGUUAUGUUUAUGUUUCAAUUUCUGAACGACUGUGUAUAAAAGAAUAUCAUAUAUUUGAACUGCGGAUUAAUAAUAUUUUCAUUACUGUUUAAGUAGUUUUUAUUAAGUAGUUUUUAUUACUGCGAAGAUCUUUUUCAUCUUCAAUAAGUUUUUUUCCCUGUUUGCGAUCUAUUGAAAAAAGUGUAUAUCAGUGUGGUAUUUGUACCUAUUUCAAAUGGACAGGAUGACCAUUUAAUUCAAAGUGGAUGUAAUUAAGUUGAACAAAUAGAAACAGAUGAUUGAAAGAGAUGUAUAAUAUAUUCGUCUCAUAUUAGUCGUCUGUGAAGCGGAAAUGAAGAGAUUUUCCUGUGCGAACAAAACACUGUUUCUUUAUUUUUUUUGGUCAUUGAAAUUCGCUUGAAUGCUUCAUUAUUGACUUUAACAGUCGCCUGAUGUUUCCGUGAGAUAAUGAAAAUACUGCGCGUUUAAAAGUCUUUCGGUAGGAGGUGAAAUAUAAUCAUCAAUGAUGCGUAGUUCUGUUUUGGAGGCAAUCUGUGUCCUGGCUUAGACCAAAUGAUCGUUAUUAAGUAAUAUUCUGCUGGCAUUUUUGACUUAACGAUUUCAUUGAUUGUACGUACAAAUAUAAAUAGAUAGCCCAUGAUGUCAGAUGUAACGCGAAAAGAGCGUGCUUGACCUCGGCCUUCGUCUAACUCUUAUUUUUACUUCGUUUAUUUAUACGAGAAAGGCCAUGACAGGACGUUAGCUUUGCGUACCGAACGCUUAAAAGCCGCGUUUGGCAUUCUCACGAUAAUACUGAUCUCGAACGUUAGAAAGGCAUACUUGAUACAAACAGUUACUUUAUUGCGGUUCUUUUUCCCAGUCGGCGGUUUUUAAACCGUGGAUUGUGAUAACGGCCAUUUGGGCCCAUGCCGCCAGGUUACUGAGUAGCUUCAAAGUGGCAGCGUCCAUGGUCAACAUUAUUAGCACAUUUUUAAAGAUAGUUUUCGAACGGUCAGGUCGUAUUUUGGCCGCCCAACCCGCGGUUACUGGUAACUUAUUUACUUUUUUAAUGGCGGGGAUAAAGUGACUUGGUUUUCCGGUGCAUGUCAUCAGUUAUCCUCAGUAACAUUGUGGCAAAAAUAUGGAUUCCUGUAUGGAGCGACUACAAGGCCAGCAGUGUAACUACAUCAUAGAGUGCCUUUCGUUCAAGUUUUGUUAAACCCAAAUUAAAGUAAUCACAACAGCCAAUCGGGAAAGGAAAAUUUUCAUAAGGAGCCGAUCAGAACUAAAAGAAAAAACAAGUGAACUGCGCUUAGCGCGGGGAAACCCUGGUGACAAAGUUGCGAUUGGUUUUAGUGCUGGGGAGAGAAAAUGGCGCGAGUUUUAUUGGCCAAUCGGAGCGAAGUUACGCAAAACCACAGCAAUCCCAAUUUACUCUCGAUACUCAAUGGAAAAUUGCUUAUAAACUCUUUCAACGUGUGCUACAAUGAAUGUAAGGAUAUCGGUGUGGAGAUGUUAUUGGUGCUAUCAGUGCUUUUGUUUAACAGGAGACAAUCCGCAGUACAAACUGGAGUUACUUUCCUCUGACAGAGAUACUGUGGUCUGGAUCCUUCUUACUCGGCACAUCACACAAAAGGUACACUUGCGAUAGAUAAUAGUGACUUUUUGCCCUUUUGUGAACACUUCGAGAGAAGAUUACCGGUUUCGCCAUAUCACGGUUUGAUGUAAAAAACGCGUAGCUUAGAGUGAUUCGAUCUUCUAUCACUCACACGUUAUGCCACGUUUCAACACCUUUAAAAAUUCAUUAGCUAACCUUCAAAAAAGGAACACACAUUGUCUACCAGGGUCGUGGAGGACAUGUUGGUUUUGUUAGCGCGCUGGAUUCUGAUUCGAAAGGUCUGAGUUCGAGCCAUGACCGGUUCAUGGUCUUACAUCUCUGGUUAGGUAUCUUACUUUCACAUUGCCCCGCGUCAUGUCCCCUAGGAAGUAAAGAUAGGUUUAAGUGAAUUGUCACGGAAACUUGAAGAAAUGCGAGAGGAUGCUGGCAAUUGACUUUCACCCCCAGCCAGUAGGAAUAUCUUCAAGGGUUUAUGGAUUUUUCGCCCCAUUGCAAUUUCGCCCCUUACCAGUUCGCCCACUAAGACGAGGUCGCCUGUUCAAAUACGACGAGGUCGCCUGUUUAAAUACGACGAGGUCGCCUGUUCAAAUACGACGAGUUCGCCUCCAAAUCGUUAACUCAUUUCCUUACGUACUCGGCGAGGUAGGACGAACUAGUAAGGGGCGAACUUGCUAUGGGCGAAACCUCCAGUCAACGCUCUCAGUAACUUCAUACCUCAAAAGUCUGACAGCUAUGCCAGUCAACCAGGUGUAUGAACCCUUCAUGUAUUAUCUGUCUAUAACAAAGAAGAACAUUUUGCGGACGAGUGUGGUUUCUGGUUUCUCUCUCGAGAAGCAAGCGAAUUGAUGUUAAUCUGCUAUAUUUUAGGAUGAUUUUGCAGAAAACAAGGAGUUCAUAACCGUUCAUGUGUAUAAGUCAGAUGGUGGAAGGGUGUUUUAUCCAGGUUAGUGAAUAAUGUGAGAAUAUAAAAUACUACUUAAAUUAGGAGAGAAGGGGUUGUUGACGCGGAAACCGAGCAUGUGUUAAAAAUUUUUCUUCGUUUUUUGUUCGGCGUUUUUAUUUAUCUAGUCUUUUUUCCUUUGUUUUGUUUUCAAAACCUUUUUUCCUAGUUUGGGCUUCGGCUAUCCCCGCAAUAACCGAAAAUUUUUCAGAGAUGUCAUAAUUGUUAACAGUACUGAGAAUUCUUUGACUAGUUUUAUUUUGUUUUUAACAAUAGAGAAAGGAUACAUACUUUUUUUUUCUUGCUUCAGACAACCCACUCUUGGAAGGCACCAAAAUAAACAGUCCAUUUUACCUCGCUAAACUAAAUGCCCCGAAAGGAACAAACCGCUUCACACUUGUUGUCUCUCAGUAUGAAAAAACAAAUACAAUCCACUACACGCUGAAGGUAUGGGUAUCGUGUAUCGUUCUUCUUUCUUAAAUGCCCUUUCCACAACCAUCUCUUUACCUAUAACUCUGACUGGCUUCUUGAAGGCUUGUCUUUGGCGCGUUGAACGCGUAACACCCUAAAAUCCUGCUGCGAAGAAAACCAGUGGUUAAAUUGCCAGUGUAAGAUUUCAAAUAGAUUUCAUGUUGUCGUGCGUCUGUUUAGUUUGAAAUCCUGUGUUGACCACCGUGCAUUAUUUCUGUAUUUAUCGUAGGUUUUUUCUUCAACUGAAUUCCGUUUAUCUCCAGUUCCUGUCCCCUACACAGUUGAAAAACAGGUAAGUUCCUGCAGACGCCAUAACCUGAUCUUGAUUCUCGUCGCACACUGAUUCUUAAAAUUCAGUGUUCGAAGUUAAGUCGUCGCAUCUACUAACCUUUGGAUUAGACAAACACCCUCUCUUUUUCGUUUCUUUACAGGUGAACGGUGAAUGGAGGGGAAAAUUAGCCGGUGGCUGCCCCAACUUCUCUUCACAUUCCAAUAAUCCCGUGUAUCGCCUGCAAAUCAAGACAACUUCACCCUCAGAAACUGCUGAAGUUCUACUAAAACUGCGAGGGCCCAAGUAAGUUCAUGUCGUUGACCGGCUCUAAAAUUGUUUUGAUCUACUGUUUGAGUUUUGAAAUUUCUCAUCGCCAUUUCAAGUGAAUGUAAUACCAAGGUUUUUUUUGUAUUUGUAUUUUCCUUCAAUAUUUAGGCAGUUUUCAGUUGGAGCCAUAUUUCGUUCUGUAGAGCUCGCCUCGGAUGGGAGACCCAUUUUCGAGGCGUACUCUGAAACCUACAGGUAAGUAAAUGUAGAUUCCCGUACUCAGAGUCUACCUGAAACAUUUAAUGAACUCGAAAAUCUACCGGCUGUCUCUGAUUAUGUGGGAAAAUUAGCGGAAGCUUUUAAAUCUGUUCCUCAAAGGUGUAUAUGCUACUUCUUACUUCGCAAGGCCUUUUGGAGUUUUAUGAAAUGAGGAAUAACGAGGCCUUUGCACGGGAGGCUAAUUUUUAUGGAUUUGAGUUUUUUUUCUUACUUUCGUAGGCCUGGCUUUUACGUUCAGCAGCUGAACAGAGUGCCCACGGGCACAUAUGACGUGAUUCCUUCGACUUUUCACCCAGGACAAGAGGGGCCUUUCAUAUUGACGAUAUCAGCAAGCUGUAAAAUGGCACUGGGAAAAAAGUAGACAGUCCCACGGUUCACUUUUCUUAGAGCGGUAAAAUGAGCCUGCGGUCUUGUCACUGGUGAGAAAAGAUUGGCUCUUCCUCACUCUCUCACUGGCAUUGCUUUCUUUCCAGCGAGUUAAGUCUGGAUUUGGAGAAAAGCAAAUUCAAUGGAUUUAGAGGAAAACUGUUGAUUGAGAAUCUGAAAUAAGGACAGAAUGCAACUAAAGGCUGAAAGCCGCCAAAUAAGGAAAUUCACAAUUCCUAAAAAGUCAGAUCUUGAAAAGUAAGAGAAUUUUGAUAGAAGGCGAUAAUGCCUAGUAUGAAUGCACAGCUGUUGCAGUCGUUUUUUAAUUCAAUUGAUAAUUUGAUAAAAAUACUGAAAGCGGAAAAUAUGAUAGUAAAAUAUUGAAAUUUCUCGAAAUGAAUUUUGAAAUUUCAUACCUUUCUCAAGGAUACAGAUUGAAGUCAUCUUUAAAAAGAUGAUUAACUUAACUCUGUGAAGUCCUGGUAUAGUUAAUGCUUUUUAUCUCUGUAGAAAUGUGUGGAAGUAAAUUGGUGAAUAAACGCUCU
Pocillopora meandrina is the source of this 16983-nucleotide messenger RNA. The record is from the annotation of a GenBank genome assembly. Lineage: Eukaryota; Metazoa; Cnidaria; Anthozoa; Scleractinia; Pocilloporidae.